Molecule: messenger RNA, 2307 nt
Organism: Adineta steineri
Lineage: Eukaryota; Metazoa; Rotifera; Eurotatoria; Adinetida; Adinetidae
Source: the annotation of a GenBank genome assembly
AUGCAGGUAUCUGUUUUUACUAUUGUUAUUCUGUGUUCUAUAUGUGAUAUCAAAUCGGUUCAAAGCAUUCAAUGUUAUGAUUGUAUUGGUGGGCUUGAUGCUCACUGUAACGAUCCGUUUGAUAGAGAAAACGCUGGAAAUAUUAGUAAAAUAUCUAUUUCAGCGAAUGAUCGAUGUGCGAAAGUUAUAGUUAAUAAAGAAUUGGCUCGAUUGGUAUUUAGUGCUGAUCUUUGUAUAGCUGGUGACAAUGGUUGUAUUACAAAAUCAAACAGCAAAGGAGAGGCAACUGUGUGUUGUUGCAACUCCGAUUUAUGCAAUGGUUCAUCGUCAAUUUUACUACGAUCAUCACUUUUUUCUGCUGAUAACGAUUCAGAAGAAAGAGAUAAGAAGAUUUCUGGCAAUGGUGAUCGAAGUAGAGAUCCUCCACCUUUUCUGGAUGAAUGUCCCAGUGAAACUGUUGGUAUAGAAUCUAUGUAUGUAUGUUUUGGUCGACGUUAUGAUGCUUGUCCGGCAUUCUUCACUGGUUCUCUUCAAGAAGCUUGUGAAGAGGCGCUCAGCUCAACGACGAUUACAGAAGAAGUCUUUCCUUCUGAAGCUCUUAGAGAUUUUGAUAUGGAGAAAUGUCCAAUGUUAAUUGGUGUUAUGCGACCAUGUGGAGAAGAAGAAGAGGAUGGAUUAUUCAUCAAUGAAUAUCAAUCGAAAACAUUACUUCAAAAUGCUACAAUAACUCUUGGAGAGUUAAAAAAUAAAUUAGUUAUUUUCAAAAAAGAAUGCGAUACGAAUGAACAGACUCAACCACGAGAUGUGCAUAAAAAGCCCCGUAUUCACUGGGAUGUAGCUCUUGAAAUAGCAAAAUAUUUGUCAUUGAACGAUGCGAUCAAUGUCUUUUCACCCAAUGUUCUUCCUUUAUUACGUAGAUUUCAAAUGAAUGUGCAACUUGUUGAGCCGUCUGAUUCAUUCAUCAAGAUGGUUCUUCAAAAAUUAAAUCCAUCACAAGCAGUUUCUGUACGAUUCAAUGCGGAAGAUCGAUUACUGAAUACCGAUUUUAACCUGUUGAAUAGGUUCGAUCAAGUAACUUCCGUCUCAUUAGUUCAUUAUCAUUCCAUACAUGAAUUCAUAUUCCAUAAAAUACUUUUCCCCAACAUCACUUCUCUUUCGCUUUGGUAUGACAACGAAAUUGCUUUUGAUGCAAUCCGUAAUAUGAUUAUUCGACUUCCGACGCAAAUCAAACGAUUUCAACUACACAGUUCAGCAGAAUUUUGUGCUCAUCGUUCUCCAAAUCAGACAAACUCAAGUAGUGAAAUAAAUCGUACACUCGAAUAUCUUCUGAUUGAUAUGACGCAUUUUCCAUUCACUACACAAAAUGAUUGUCAGCAAAAAUAUGCAUCAUGUUUAUUAAUGACAAUAAUUGAUCUUAUCAGAAAUGCUCCUUGUCUUCAUGCUAAAUGGCAUUCAAAAAAUGGAGCGAAUAUUAUCAAUAAUUUAGGCAUUCUCGACGAUGGAAUGCACGAAAUGCAUCGUUUAGUUAUUGCAAUGGAUUCUUAUGACAACCUGAUUGUUGCCUCAGAUCUUUCCAUGCGAAAAUAUUUUCUGAAUGGUACUAUUCAAACAUUAGCUUAUGGUAGUGUCGCUGAUGCAAUGUUUAUUGAUCGUUUUGACAAUAUAUAUUAUAAUACUGAUUAUACUCUUUACAAGUUAGAUCAAAAUGGAAACAUAACAAUAGUUGCUGGUCUAACACCUGGCUUUGAUCUUGAUCAAUUGUCUGAUGUAAGUGGAAUUUAUGUUGACAAGCAGGGAACAACCUAUAUUUCUGAUAAAGAUAAUCAGAGAAUAGUGAAGUAUCCGAUUAAUGCAAUAAACGGUACGAUUGUUGUUGGUAGUGAUGAUGGUAAACAACUUGACAACCCAUUAGGAAUCUUUGUCGAUGAAAAUGAUAACCGAAACCAUUUAUAUGUUUGUGAUACAAAUAACCAUAGAAUUCGACGAUUUACAUUAAAUUCUACUGAAAGUAUAACAAUUAUUGGAAAAAAUAAUCAUUCUAUGUUUGAUGAUUCAUUCUUUCCACAUAAUGUGUUUGUUGAUUCUAAUGGUGUUGUGUAUGUAGCACAUAAAAGAGGAUUAUUUAAAUGGUUACCAAUACAGAAAAGUAUACAAAUCAUUCUUGAAUGGAAACGUCCAGAAUUUUUCGACGAUUGGAUAGAACAUCCAAUAUCUUUUGCAUUUGAUUCAAACUGGAAUCUCUACGUUACAGAUAGAGAAAAUGGUUCUAUCAAAAAAUUUCUCUUUGAUAGCAAUUCAUGCAAAUAA